Molecule: messenger RNA, 2967 nt
Organism: Acipenser ruthenus (sterlet)
Lineage: Eukaryota; Metazoa; Chordata; Actinopteri; Acipenseriformes; Acipenseridae
Product: transmembrane protein 53-like
Exons: 3
Coding region: 531-1361 (276 amino acids)
Molecular function (GO): serine hydrolase activity
Source: RefSeq, a predicted model, not a curated record
AUGUUUCGGUACCAUUGAUAUUGCUGUGCCACCUAUAGGGGCGUUGCAGCGAAUCGCUAAGUGGCUUUUCUGAUCUACUUCCCGACCAGCUAGAAACAUCUGCUAGUUUUGUAGCUACAUAUCUAGUGCCAAAUUGUUCCCACUUGUCUCCACCUUUAACGCAAAGAGUUCUGGGACUUCAGCACAAAAACAGUCCCGCAGAAGUCAGCUAUCUUGUACACUCAGUCGAAGGGCGCAGUGAAGGGCACAUAAACAUCCUUCACUCGUUCCCAAAGGAAUUGGGACAACCUUUAAGAUGGCGAACAUAGUACUUCUGCCCCUCAGAGGAAGGUAACGAGUGAGCAAGGGUGCAGUUUGGGACGCAGCCUUUAUAUGUGAGACGUACUCGAUGUGACCUACAUUUCGGUACCAUUCAUAUUGCUGUUCUAUAGGGGUGCUGCAGCGAAUAGCUGACAUUUUUGAUUAAGUGUUUAUUUUAGCAGACGUCUCACUGAAAGAGAACACAAGGAGAACCCCACACUAAUAAAAUUAUGCAGAAAGACACCAUUGCUAGUGAACACACAGCCCAGAGGAUUUCCAAAACCAUCACAUUUUACAAGAAUGAAUCUCAAGCAGCCUCCAUGCUCCAACAGAAUGGCCCCAAGCCUCUGCUGCUGCUUCUUCCCUGGCUGGGCUCUCGACCACACGCUGUGGACAAGUAUCGUGAGAUCUACUUCAGGCAGGGGUUUGACGUUCUGACCGUGGAGAGUGAGCCCAGUCACUUCCUGUGGCCCAGGUGGGGGUUGGACUAUGGCGCCCAGGUCCUGGAGUUGCUGCAGAGUGACAGCUUUGUGUCCCGCCCACUGCUGCUUCAUGCCUUCUCCAUUGGAGGAUACACCUUCGCCCAGAUGAUGGUGCACAUCUCCAUGAAUGCUCAGCAAUACAAGAGCGUGACUGACAGGAUUAAGGGUCAGAUCUAUGACAGCCUCGUCAUAGGCUCUGUGGAGAAAAUGGCAGAAGGAGUCAGUAAAAUAUUCUCCCAUAGACUGCAAGGCUUAGUACGGUGGAGCACUUUGUUCUAUUUCAGAGCUCUUGGGGGCUAUACAGUGGAUUACUACAAUGCUGCCUUUCAUGUCUACUGGAAUAACUCGCUCCAGAUCCCAGCCUUAUUCUUUUACUGUGAAAAUGAUCCAAUAUGUGACCACAAAGAGUUAGAUAGAUUGAUAAAAUGCUGGCAGCAGAAGGGGAUUACAGUCAUGGCGAAAACCUGGAAAGACUCGCUUCAUGCAGGGCACCUUCGACAGCACCCACAGGAGUACCUGACGACACUGCAUCGGUUUCUGCAGUCCCUCAACAUGGCAGCGCUGAAGGCUAAGAUGUGAAAGACACUGUUUUCACACAGUAGUUGUGUUCCUCUCUCUUCCAGUAUAAUAACUGGCAUGCUCAGUUCUGUGCCCCCUGAGCAGCUGCUCAGUAGGCUAGAGAGCAGAUUUAAUCUGUGACCAGAGUGAGUGGAAAAAUUCUCUGAGACGCUCAGUUACUUAACACACCCACUGUUCCAAUCAGACUAUAGCCCCUUUCAUAUUGGCACAAGGCACAAAGUACUAUUAAAAAGCAGACUUUUUAACAUGUGUAGUAGUUAAAAAGGAGACUUAUGAUGAUGCUUAGCUGUACUUGACAGAAGACCCACCCUCAUGACAUUAGCCACUGCUAAAAGUUUAUAAGAGAUCCUCAGGAAAAUUCAUAUGGCAUUGCUUGAUAGGUUUUAAAAAUUGUAAGAGUAAAAAAAAAUCACAAAAACAAGAAUCGUUGUGUAGAACCUAUUUAGAUGAAAUACAUGCCAUAAGAACUGAAGUACUAAUUAGGAACACAGGUUGCUUGUUAAGGUGAUAAUUAUUUCUCUUUGUAAUGUAUUUAAACUGAGAACGAUGAGGAUCCAAAGGCAGAAGUUUUGUAAACGCAGUGGCAGUGGCAGUGGCAAGGACUAUUGGGGUGUUCUGUCCUAGUACUUGGAAACCGGCUUUGGUGUAAUUAAUUGCAUUGAGACGUUCUCUUGACUUGUGCUGGUUGUGCCAUUCUUGGAGAUCUACAACUGAAGUAUUCUGUAACAAUAAGUACCAAUUUGGAAAUAUUACUGAAGAGCCUUGCCCUCCAUGUUCCGUGUUAGUGCAUUGUGUAUUGUGCUUAGGUAUUAUAUGAUUUUAAGGUUGUUGCAACAACGAUGAAUUGUUUAUUUUAAACUCGUCAUUUUAUUUUAUUACUUCUGUGCAUUGAUUCCAUAAUGCGCUUGACUUGCACUUAUCUGCUCCCUAUUUUACUGCAUUUAAUCCUGUACUUUAGAGUACUGCAAUCUGUCACAAGUGUCAUUUAAUCUGUAGUAUUUUGUAUUUAAUUAUAUGCUGAUGUAACUUUCACUGACAAUUAUCUGCUCCGUUAUUAAAUCGUAUUUUGCCAUAUACUUGUACUUGCUAGAACUGAAGGCAUUGUAUUUUUUUGCUCUUAUCUUGCUCUUAAUUGUAUUAAUACUUGUACUGUGAUUCUUGAAAUGUAUUUUUGUUUACGCCUGUCAGUCGCCCUGGAUAAGGGCGUCUAAGCAAUUAAUAAUAAUAAUAAUAAUAAUAAUAAUAAUAAUAAUAAUAAUAAUAAUAAUAAUAAUGUGAUAGUUGGACCAGACUAAAGUACCAGUUGCUUGGUGGUAGUUAAUGAUUUAAUUUUCAGCAUUUGUGCACUUGAUAUUUUUAUUUCUAUAUUCACUUUAUAAUAUUUGAUUUGUUUCACAUUAGAUGUUUCUUUUGGUUUUGAUUGUGUUUUGUUGUACACACUGCUGCUAAGGGCUGAGCCUUUUUACUUGUAACUUAAUUGCUACUAAUAUGGAAACAAUUGUUGCAUUGGAAUAACUGCUGCUAUAUUGAAACAAUUGCUGCUAUAUUGAAACAAUCGCUAUGAAACUAAACAAAUGCUUUUUGUGCUGAUAAACUUUUAAGUGGU